Messenger RNA from Corticium candelabrum, 2832 nucleotides. RefSeq lists its product as uncharacterized. Lineage: Eukaryota; Metazoa; Porifera; Homoscleromorpha; Homosclerophorida; Plakinidae. The coding region runs from base 40 to 2427 and encodes 795 amino acids. The record is from RefSeq and is a predicted model, not a curated record. The transcript has a single exon.
UGUUCGCGCGUUGUGUUGUUUUUCGAUUGUCUUCGUACGAUGGGACGUAAAACCAAGAAGCAACUGUUAGGUUUUCCUGGAGGAAAGCGUAAAGUAGUGACAGAGGAGCGUGGAGACGACGAACAGCGCCGUGAGUCGGCGUCUUUCCGGAAGCUUCAAGGAUCUACGCUGCCACAGCCGACAGAGUACGUAGAUGGAAGAGCAACGGGCUAUCGUAUGAUAGAUCUUGGUUGCCUGCAAGCGUACAUUUUGACCAUCCUUGGUGUGACUUGUUUCCACUGCAACUCGCACGCCUUAGUUCUCGAGGAAGAAGAAAGCAAGCGACAAGGUUGGAUGUCUUCCCUCAGGCUCAGGUGCUUGUCCUGUUGUUGGGUCGGGAAUAGUUUUGGUACUUCACCAAGAAGACAAGGGAUGGAGGCAGGAGGUAAGAGUUAUGACGUGAAUAGGAGAGCAGUCUUCGCGUCACUAGUUAUGGGGGAGUCCAGCAGCGGUUUACAACAGUUCUGUGCAGUAAUGGGCAUGCCACCACCAUCCAAGCAGGCGUCAUGGGAUAUGCACAUGAAAAAGAUUGGAGAGACAUUACAGCAGACAUCAGAGGAGAGUAUUCAGAGGGCAGUGGACGAGAUAAGGACAAAGCAUGGGCAUGAAUUGCAGGAAGAUGAGAUCACCGAUGAAGCAGUGAGCUUUGAUGGUACAUGGGCCAAGCGUGGACACUCUUCUUUGUUUGGUGUGCAAGUGGCAAUUCAUAUGGAUAGUGGAAAGGUACUAGACACACAAGUACAUUCUAAGCUGUGUCUGAUUUGUAGAAAGAAAGAAGAGGAGUUUCCAGACCAAACCUCAGACGAAUAUCUGGCUUGGAAGGAAACUCAUGCACCAGUCUGCACAAAGAACACAAAGUUGUCAUCGAAUGCAAUGGAGGCGCAAGGUGCCAAAGAGAUAUGGUGUCGUUCAAUGGAAAAGAACAGGAUGCGAUACACCACAUUUGUCGGUGAUGGUGAUAGCAAAGCGUGGAAGAGUGUGUGUGAUGAAAAGCCAUAUGGAGAUGUUGAAAUCAGAAAGGCAGAUUGCAUUGGACACGUGCAGAAAAGGAUGGGUUCACAACUGAGAGAUUGGAAAAAUCAGGCACCAAAGAAGUUGGAGGAUGGGCAGGCACCAGGAGGCAAGCUGACAGUUCAGGUGAUUGAUGAAUUUCAAAGGUACUAUGGUAUGGCAAUUAGAAACAACUUGCAGGAUGUCUCAGCAAUGUCAGCAGCAACAAAAGCCAUACUCUACCAUUCCACCAUACCUUUCCAGCAAGGUGAACCAGAAGCUUGGCCUGGCAGACAAAAGGGAAGGAAGAUAAAGAAAGUGAAGGGUUCAGCGAUGAGUGAAGCACAGUGGGAGACGAAGGAAGCAAAGAGAUUAGAAGACGAGAGACACAGGCAUCAGUUGUGUCAUGUGACGACAAGGGAGCAGCACCAAUACUGUCCUGAAGGUGAAGAAUCGUGGUGUGGGUGGCAGAAGGACCAAGCAGUGGGUACAUCGGAUUAUGAAGAGAAAGGCUUGCCUCAUGUUUUCUUUGACGAACUGAAGCCAACUUUUGACAAACUGGCAGACGAGAAGUUGCUAGCAAGAUGUAAGGAUGGUUAUACACAGAACCAGAACGAGUCAUUUAAUGGAAUGAUCUGGAAUCAUGUGCCGAAGCAUAAGUUUUAUGGUUACAGAACGAUAAAGGCAGCAGUAAAUAUGACUACUGCCUACUUCAAUGACGGAGCUGGAUCAUAUGCUAGCACAAUGACUGCAAUGGGCAUACCUCCAAACAAAAUCAGUCUAAUCGCCAUGCAGAAGAUGGACCAAGAUCGGAUAGAGCAUGCUGAGAGGUGCAAAAAAGAGGAAACUAAAGCUAGAAGAGUUGAACUGAGAAGAAAGAAAGCUAAGAGAGCAGACACAGAAAAGAGACAAGAGGGCACUACAUAUAAAGCAGGUGGUUUUGGUGAUGAUAUGGAACCACCACCAAAAGUUGCAAGGACAACUGGCAAAAUACCAAGCAGAGGCAGAAGGAAGAUUCAGCCGGCUGCUCCUGUUUCCUGCAGAGAACCCCCACAACAAGCAAGUGAUGCUCCCAUUCCACCCACAGCAGUGGAUGCCGUCGGCCCAUCAAGUCACUUCAUUGCUAGGACCCCCCUUGGUGAGCUAAGUGUUGGCUCAUCAAGACGGCCACAGGCACCGGAGCGACCCGAUGAGCUCGCAACGUCCACUGCUGUGGAUGAAGUGGGGACACCAGGUGCUCAUGGUGAGGACUCCCUGCAGGAAACAGGGCCAUCUACACGUCCCAGGAGAUCAGCACAAAAAGGAAGACAUACCGACUACCUAUUCUAUGGUGACUAUCAUAUAGCAAGUAGUGAUGUGGAUCAACCAAACUAUGGUUCUGACACAGACACUGAGUAAUUUGUAUUGUACACAUAAUUGCUAAUAAAGGUUCACUGCAAGGUUGGUACUUCUAAUGAGGACCUUCCUUUCUAGGCCCAGACUCAUAUUAUACAAUAGUUUAUUGUCUUCUGUAACAGGCCAGAUGUCAUCUGCAACAGUUAGCUACAUUACAACGAGUAAAACACUCAGUAAGACUGCGUAUGAGAGCCAACCUGAUGGCUGACCUUCACUAUCACCGUCAAGCUAUCAAUAUGUAUUAGAAAAGUUGUCGUCAACCGUGGGAGACGUUCUUACACGUUUCUCUGAUGGUUUCCAUGUACGAAGAAAUUACGAUUCCAUUUUUCCAGCGACGAGAGAACUCUGCCUCCGUAGGGAAGCUUUCACUUCCAUUGUUCUCAAGAUGGCAACUUCCGUCAACGUCCC